UUCUCUCUCUCCUCUUCACGGCGUUCUGUUCUGUAUCAGAUUCAGUGCUUUCUGCUACCUGCCAUUUUUAUUUUAUUUAUUUCAAAAUAAUAUAUUUUAUAUUUAUUAUUUUAUUAAUCAAUAAAUGCUCACUCUUCAAAUAUCUCACUCUUUCCCUCAAUCAUCUUUUUCACUUCAUUUGACCUAAUUCCCCAAUUUUCCAAUUCCAUCGAUUUCGCCCUUAAAAUCAUUCCUUCAUUUUUAGGUUCUCAAUUCCAUCGAUCACAGAGUACUGAAGGAGCACUGUAUGUGAAAAGGAGGGGAUUGUGUCCUCUCCUUUGUGAUAACUUAAUUGUUGUGAGAUUCGUGCUUUCUGAAUUGAAAAAAUGUAUCCUUCGUUAACAGACAGUGUUGGAGGUUCUUCUUCUUUAUCUUCUUCUUCUUCAGGACCCAUUUUAAUUCCGAAGCGUUUUGUUUGGCCUUAUGGAGGAACAAGAGUUUAUCUCAUUGGCUCUUUCACCAGAUGGUCAGAGCAUAUACCCAUGUCUCCGAUGGAAGGAUGUCCUUCUGUGUUUCAGGUUAUUUGCAGCUUGAUGCCGGGAUAUCAUCAGUUCAAAUUUAAUGUGGAUGGUCAAUGGCGGUAUGAUGAGCAACAGCCAUUUGUAAACGGGAACUAUGGCGUAGUAAAUACUAUUUACUUAGUAAGAGAACCAGAUAUUUUACCUGUCAUCUUAAGUGCUGAAACAUCCAGUAGGUCCCACAUGGAGGUUGAUAAUGAUGUCUUUGGGCAUGCAGAAGCUAAUCCAAGGAUGUCGCCAUCUGAUCUGGAGGUCUCUCGCCGCCGUAUAUCUAAAUUCUUGUCUGAACAUACUGCAUAUGAUUUGCUUCCUGAAUCUGGGAAGGUCAUUGCCUUGGAUGUAAAUUUACCAGUUAAGCAAGCAUUCCAUGUUCUUUAUGAGCAGGAUGUAUCUAUGGCACCGCUAUGGGAUUUUUGCAAGAGUCAAUUUGUUGGAGUGCUUAGUGCAAUGGACUUCAUUCUCAUAUUGAAAGAGUUAGGGACUCAUGGAUCACAUUUGACUGAAGAACAACUUGAGACUCAUACUAUAGCAGCCUGGAAAGAGGGAAAAUCAAAGCAACGCAGGGCACUUGAUAAUAAUGAGGGAUCAAAUCCUCAUUGUUUUGUUCAUGCUGGGCCCAAGGAAUGCCUAAAAGACGUGGCUUUGAAGGUUUUGCAAAACAAGGUGUCAACUGUUCCUAUCAUUUCUUUAGAGGAUGGUUCAUUUCCCCAACUGCUGCAUCUUGCUUCCCUAUCAGGAAUUUUAAAAUGUAUAUGCAGGCAUUUUGAGCACUCUGCUGGUUCUUUGCCCAUUCUUCAACUUCCGAUUGCUUCGAUACCUUUGGGUACAUGGGUGCCUAACGUUGGGGAUCCAAAUGGACAGCCACUGAUAAGGCUAAGGCCAAAUGCUUCUCUUGGUGAUGCCCUGUCGAUGUUUGUUCAAGCUAAAGUUAGCUCAAUACCAAUUGUGGAUGAAAAUGAUUCAUUGCUUGACAUAUAUUCAAGAAGUGAUAUUACUGCAUUGGCUAAAGAUAAAGCAUAUGCUCGGAUAUCCCUGGAUGAAACUAAUAUUCAUCAGGCAUUAAUUUUGGGACAAGAUGCAAAUUCUCCUUAUGGUCUUAACAAUGGGCACAGAUGUCAUAUGUGUUUGAGGUCUGAUUCAUUGCACAAAGUGAUGGAGCGGUUGGCUAAACCUGGGGUUAGGAGACUCGUGAUUGUGGAAGCUGGUAGCAAGCGUGUGGAAGGGAUUAUUUCAUUAAGUGAUGUUUUCAGAUUCUUAUUGGGCUAGUUGGGGUAUAUUGACAGUCUUAUUUAUAUGAAUUAUGAAGGGAAUAGCAGUGUUAGUAGCAUCGGAAUGGAACUUUUCUGCUCGCACAUGUUUUCUUAUUAUCAUCUUUGUUCGGGGGGACAUCUUUUGCUGUUUGCCCACAUGCAUUUUUAGGAUAGAAAUUGGAGAGAAAAUUCUGUAAAUUGAGGAUCAUUUUUCUCCAUUGUGCCGGCACAUCUGCAAUAUCCGUGUCCAGUGCUAACAGAAUUCAAGGAGAAACUUCAUAUUUUUUUAAUAAAAUAAGGACUAGGGAAAGAUUAAAUAUUUAGCCAUAUCGUUGGCUGGUUGUAAUUUAAGGUUUAUUUUUUUUCUUCAGAUAAUUAUGAUCUUACAUUUUUCUUAGCAGCUAAAGUUUCAUGGCUUGA
Molecule: messenger RNA, 2227 nt
Organism: Medicago truncatula (barrel medic)
Lineage: Eukaryota; Viridiplantae; Streptophyta; Magnoliopsida; Fabales; Fabaceae
Product: sucrose nonfermenting 4-like protein
Exons: 13
Coding region: 366-1823 (485 amino acids)
Source: RefSeq, a predicted model, not a curated record